Molecule: messenger RNA, 1834 nt
Organism: Capsaspora owczarzaki ATCC 30864
Lineage: Eukaryota; Filasterea; Ministeriida; Capsasporidae
Exons: 4
Coding region: 28-1761 (577 amino acids)
Source: RefSeq, a predicted model, not a curated record
UCUUUCCCCCCGCUUUGCAUCAAAUCAAUGGGUGGUGGAUCCAGUCGCCCUGUCCCGACCAAGCUCGGCCAGACGCUCGACCCCGAAGAGCAUCAGUAUCUCGUCCAAGUCUUUGACUCGAUUGUGGCGAUGCGCGAAUUGACUGGCAUCGACGCCGAGUCGCUCAAAGACUUUACCUUCCCACUGUCGUCCAAGGCGACCAUCCGGCUAUUCAACUACUGCUAUGCACUGGCACACGCCAAGACGACCGCGGCCUCGCAGCACAGCCACAGCCACAGCCACAGCCACAGCCACAGCGGCAACAACGGCAGCGGAAGCGGGUCGUCGGCGGGAGGGCACCACCACACCGGCCACCUGGCCGCCACGGUCGGCCCCGGCGGCGAUCUGAGCGCACUACUGAGCAAGCCAGAGUUCUUUGCGGCGCUGGCGAGCGGGUACAAGGACGGCGCAGAGUACCAGAAGGAGGUCUUCCGCGCGCUCUGGUGCGACAUGACCAUGCGCCCGGUCGUCUCGGACGCGUCGUACACGAUGCCUGCUGACGAGGUCGAGCAUAUUCUCGGCAACAUUGUGCGCGCCGUGCGGGAGCUCGGGUACAAUUUCGCAGCCAACCAGCAGUUUGACGUGCUCGAGCGCAACGAGGCCAAUGCCCAGCACGCGCCGUUCGUGCAGGCGUCGGAUGGGGACGCUGCACAGUCAGCCAAGCUGCCAAAGUCACAGCCACCACCAGCCAAUCCUCGCUUUGUCGAGUACCUGAUGCGCCACAUGGUCCCGGCGUUGCACGCGAGCGAAAUUCUGGCAGCGUUUCACGAAGAGGAGGCCAAGGCAUCCGAGGACCCGGCCUACGUCAAGAAGCCCCUCCAGUACGAAGCCGCGCUGCCCAGCGCCAUUCCCAUGUCGAGCAGCGCCUUUGAAUCGUGGCUGCGGGCGUGUCCGUUGCUCUCCGCGCUCCUGCAGUCGCUCUUCCGACUGCUGAUUGCUCGCGAGCUGCAGCAGACGCCGUCCAUUUUCAAGUGCUCUCCGUUGUUGUCGCCUUCGCUCACUCCUCGGCUGUCCAUGCUGCUCGACCAAGAGUCCUUGUGGAUGAUCAACUCGCAACUACCCACCGAUCUGCGCCGCGAAUGGCGCCGCGUUUAUCUCAACACCGAGAACGGCGACAGCUUCAAUCGGUUUGCCUCCAGUCUCGAGCAGGCGUACACCCCCACCGUCAUCAUUGUGCAAGACAAGGGUGGACACAUUUUUGGCGGCUUCUCGGCGACAAAGUGGGCCAUUAACUCGAACUUUGUUGGUUCCGAACACAGCUUCCUAUUCUCGUUGGUGCCCAAAAUGCGCGUGUACCCGUCGACCGGCCUUAACUCGAACUUUGUCUACUACAAUCAGGGGAUGAAGACUUUGCCAAACGGAGUGGCAUUUGGAGGGCAGUUUGACUAUUUCGGCCUGUACAUUGACAGCGCGCUUCACAAAGGACACAGCAAAGGCCACCCCAUUAGUAGCACGUACAGCAAUCCAUCCUUGUCAUCCACCCCAGAGUUUCAGGUGGAUCGCGUUGAGGUCUGGUCGGUGGGACCGCUGCCAGAUCCCGAAACGUUGGAGACGGCGUCAAAGUCAAAAGCCGGUGCGAGCAUUUUGGACGAUGCAGCCGAGCGUGCCAUCAUGGAUAUGGCCGGCAAGCCGCACUACAGUGACGGCAUGCGAGCCAAGAAAGAAGACGACGACGACACCUUAGAGACGGGGAAAUCCACCAAGAGCCUGGCAAAUGCAUAGUUGGCUAAAGAUGUGCUGUGUUGUGCCUAAAAAACAACCUGAUUAGAACUAUUUGUACGAAAAUCCAUUCACA